AUGGCCCACCCUUACGAGCCCUGGCUACGGACAACACCGUCAAGUGGAAACUCCGAUGAGAUGAACAUCUCUUCCUGGUGGGACCUUCACCGUGACGUGCAAGCAGGGAGCUGGAUAGAUCUGCAGACAGGUCAAGGUGUCGGCUUGCCUUCAGUGAGUCAAGGGAGCUCCAUGGGACUGCAGCCCUCCUUAGGACCUUAUGGUUCUGACCCACAGCUGUGCACGUUGCCCCCUGUUCAGCAUGCUCCGGCCUCACACUCGUCACACCUCUUCCCUCAAGAUGGCUUUAAGAUGGAGCCACUGGGCCCUGACAUGCUACAGCAGGAAACCUUCUCCUUGGAUGAACCUCAGGAGACCUCGGUGUCUGCUCGGCCCAAGCCUCAGCGCCGCUCCUCCUCUCGUGGUGGUGGCCAAGCUGUGUGCCGCUGCCCUAACUGCAUCCACGCCGAGCAAAUGGGCCAAAGCACCGAAGACAGCAGGAGGAAACACAUGCACAACUGUCACAUCCCCGGCUGUGGUAAAGCUUAUGCCAAAACCUCCCACCUGAAGGCUCACCUGCGCUGGCACAGCGGCGACCGGCCAUUUGUCUGCAACUGGCUCUUCUGUGGCAAGAGGUUCACACGCUCUGAUGAACUGCAGCGCCACUUACAGACACACACAGGAGCAAAGAAGUUUAGCUGCGCAUUAUGUCCCAGAGUGUUCAUGCGUAACGACCACCUGGCUAAGCACAUGCGUACUCACGAGUCCCCACCAGGACAUGGGGACGAGAGGGUCAACGGAGAUGGAAGGAUGGAGAAAGGCUUUGAAGAAGUCACACCUCCACAGUCAUCCUCCAACUUGCCUGACACCACCGAGCCUCCACUGAAGCUAAAAUGUGAGACAGAACCAUCCGUCUCCAGUGUAACAGGGCAGUCCGGCUAG
Molecule: messenger RNA, 921 nt
Organism: Nothobranchius furzeri (turquoise killifish)
Lineage: Eukaryota; Metazoa; Chordata; Actinopteri; Cyprinodontiformes; Nothobranchiidae
Source: RefSeq, a predicted model, not a curated record